Wasmannia auropunctata (little fire ant) is the source of this 1095-nucleotide messenger RNA. RefSeq lists its product as uncharacterized. Gene Ontology annotation, biological process: positive regulation of voltage-gated potassium channel activity; sleep; regulation of synaptic transmission, cholinergic. The coding region runs from base 168 to 620 and encodes 150 amino acids. The record is from RefSeq and is a predicted model, not a curated record. The transcript has 4 exons. Lineage: Eukaryota; Metazoa; Arthropoda; Insecta; Hymenoptera; Formicidae.
UCUCCCUUCCUCAGACAUAAUCGUUUGUUCGUUCAGCUCAGUGGCACUGUAUGACACCGAUGUUAAAUUUUAUAUCUUUCUUGUGAGCACCGCAGGAUUUCGUCAUAUAGUGAAGCUUUUCAGUGAACAUUUAUUUGUCAAUCGUCUAAAGGAAGAAGAAAAAAAAGAUGAAGAAAAUCUUUAGAUUAAGAUUUGUCAUCCUAUGUAGUAUUAUUUUGUUUUUGUGCUACAACGGUGUCAAUGCUAUGAAAUGCUAUCAAUGCAACAGCCGCAAUAAUAGCCAAUGCGCCGAACUUGUUCCUCCAGACACAAUGAAAAAGGAUUGUGCGGAACUUAAAGAUGGUUCAAAGUAUACAAUGUGCCGAAAAAUUACACAAGUCAUCGAAUUUAGUGUCAAUGGUUUACCACCUGAUACGCGAGUUAUUCGAGGAUGCGGAUGGGAUGAGUCAAAUUAUAAAGGCAAGUGUUAUCAACGAAGUGGCUUUGGUGGUAGACAAGAAGUUUGCUCCUGUUUGACUGAUUUUUGCAAUUCAGCACCGCCUAAACCUGGAAUUUUGUCACACCGUCUUAUUCUUUCAUGCAUUCUGCUCAACCUAUUGCUAAUGUUUUUGUGGAAUUAAAUAUUCUUAAAAAAUAAUCGAAUUUUCAUAAGAUUUAGUUAUAAGACUAUUAUGGAGAUUAGAUUAGGAGUUAUAAAAAAUUUAAUAUCAGCUUUCCAUAGAUGUGAAACUUGGAUAGUAGAUAAUUAUAAUAAAAAAUUAUCCAAAAAGCGCAAGAAAAAAGAUCAGGAAAACAAUUUUAUGUUAUUCAAAUAAUCAAGAGAAAUGGUUAAAUAUCUCGUGCCAUAUAAGUUGCACAACAUCAAAGCGACUCGUGUCUCAAUGUGUACUGCCUAGUUAAUUUUUGGAUUUCCUGAUAUCACGCAUAAAAAUAAACUACUAGUGCAGUAAAAACACUACUGAAAUGUAGUAGUGAUACUAACAGUUUAUUUUUAGGCGGGGCUCAGACGUAACGACUGAACUAAUCAAGUUCUUAACAAGCUUACUCAAUAACUUGGGUUUGAAUUAUAUUUCCAAAGUAUCUAUUUUUUUCUGU